GCCAUAUUGAACAAAAGUUUGGCAUUUGUGAAGAGUGUCGAACGAAAGUGGCAAACGCGAAUCGCGAAUUGAAACUGUGGUCGGGGCGGAAAAUCCGGAUUAAAACGUUGCCCGGAAUCGCGCGGAACCGUGUGCCGUGUGCGUGAGUGUGUGUGUGCGUCCCCGGGACCGGAUUAGGAGGUCGGAACGCGUGCGGAUCGUCGUCUCGGUGGCCCCGCGGAUGUCUCAGAGUUGAGGAGUUUUUUUUUUCUUCCUUCGACGGGUGGCCUCCCCCUCCUCCUUCGCGGACGGAUUGACCAAAUUGCGGAUGCUCGGAAUCGGCUCCGGGUCUGUCCCGCGUCAGUGCCUUUGGGGAGUGUCCAGCAGCAGCGGCCACGGAUUACCAGCGCCGACCUCAGGAGUAGGAGAAAAAAAAGUUGACGAGUGAAGAGUGUGUCCGCGGUUGAGCGGAUGAAAUCCGAAAGAUUCGGAACAUCCGGCAGUCCCGUGUUGUGAGUCCGGAGCAGGAACUCCGGCUAGCCUGCAGUCACGCCGCCGGAUCGUGAUCCAGGGGCAACUCCAACUUGAUCAACGCCGUCGUUUUUCGUAAAUCUCUGUGAUCUUUUGUGUACUUGUGUGGAGUCCCUUUCAAGUUCUGUCGAAUUGUGUUUCCCGAACCUCCCCGCAGUAGUUUAGUUCAAGCUCCUAAUUUAAUUUGCAACGCCCCCUCAACCCCUCGGGAAGACCUACGGAAACCUGCUGCACAAAUUACGCGCAAACGAACACGUGGGGCACGUGCGUGUGCUCGUUGGUGUGUCACGGUCGGAGGUGCUGCGCCCUCCAAGAAGCAAGUGAAAAUAAUCAAAUUAUUCCCCCCCUCCAAGAGUGUGUGACCAGUUUUGAUCUGACCGCGGCAACGUGUACGCAAAGCAACGGAAGAAUACAUCAUCAAUAUCUAUAUGCAAAAAAAUAUAAAUAAAUGUUUGUGUGAUUAAUAAGUAUAACAAAAAUAAUAACCAAAAGAAGAUAUAAAAAUUACGGAACAAUCGCCGGGGGAGUCCUGCAGGAGAACGACGACGGAUUGUCGGCGGAGGCGGUGGAAGUGCGGCGUGUAGUAGCAACACCUUAACACCUUACACACACCCACACUCACGCAGUUCAGUGCUCCUGCCCAACCAUGGAGUGCUGUCUGUCCGAGGAGGCCAAAGAGCAGAAGCGCAUCAAUCAGGAGAUUGAGCGGCAGCUGCGACGAGACAAGCGGGAUGCCCGGCGAGAGCUGAAACUGUUACUGUUAGGCACCGGUGAAUCGGGUAAAUCGACAUUCAUCAAACAGAUGCGUAUCAUCCACGGUAGCGGUUACUCGGACGAGGACAAGCGGGGCUUUAUCAAACUAGUGUACCAAAACAUCUUCAUGGCGAUGCAGUCGAUGAUUCGCGCGAUGGACCUGCUGAAAAUCCAGUACAGCGACCAGAAGAAUAUCGAACACGCCGAGCUGAUACGAAGUGUAGACUUCGAAACGGUGACCACAUUUGAACCACCCUACGUUCAAGCAAUCAAGGAUCUGUGGGCUGAGGCGGGCAUCCAGGAAUGCUACGACAGGAGGAGAGAGUACCAGCUAACGGAUUCCGCCAAAUAUUACCUAAUGGAAAUUGACCGUGUGGCGGCGCCCAACUAUCUUCCAACGGAGCAAGACAUUCUGAGAGUGCGUGUGCCCACGACGGGAAUUAUCGAGUAUCCCUUCGACCUGGAAGAGAUUCGGUUUAGAAUGGUCGACGUCGGGGGACAAAGAUCUGAAAGAAGGAAAUGGAUUCACUGCUUCGAGAACGUGACAUCGAUUAUCUUCUUGGUGGCGCUGUCCGAGUACGAUCAGAUUCUGUUCGAGUCGGAGAACGAGAACCGUAUGGAGGAGUCAAAAGCUUUAUUCAAGACUAUCAUCACGUACCCAUGGUUCCAGCACUCGUCGGUGAUUCUGUUCUUGAACAAGAAGGACUUGCUGGAGGAGAAGAUCAUGUAUUCCCAUUUGGUAGACUACUUCCCAGAGUACGAUGGACCACAAAGAGACGCAAUAGCUGCCAGAGAAUUUAUACUCCGCAUGUUUGUAGACUUGAACCCGGAUUCGGAGAAGAUUAUUUAUUCGCAUUUCACGUGCGCAACAGAUACUGAGAAUAUUAGGUUUGUGUUCGCUGCCGUCAAGGACACGAUACUGCAGUCUAAUCUAAAGGAGUACAACUUGGUUUGAACAACACCGUCGGCUUCGUCAUGGUCGUCGUCAUCGUGGCCGUUACCGGAAAAUAUCGCCUCUGCUCUUUUCCUAGUACGAGUUGCAACAGCAACAGCAGCAGCAGCAGUAGUAGUAGUAGUAAUAGUAGUUGUAGCUGUAGCAGCAACGACAACAACAACAACAACAGUAAGAAUAAAUACCAACAACAACAGCAAUGUUUACCGCCAUCAUCACCAACACCACCACCACCAACUUCCACAUCACACAACGGAGCGCAAAAGCGGUGUGAUUUUUGUUGCCAAAGUAAGCGCGACGUCGUCGUCGUCGUAGUGGUUGUGUGCACGCGGAGCACGUCAAGGUAAGCGCGAGAUUGCACUAAUACUACUGUUGCGCGGCGAGAACAAUAGCAGCGCUAUAGCGCAGCCGAUACUACCAAUGCAUUCAAAACAGUUCGAACAAAAUCAUUUCCUUUGGAAUUUAAAGUGAAGUUUAGAGAAAAAUCAAGCAAAACCCAGUUGAGAUUAAGCCACUACUUGCCAGUUAAUCUUGUACUAAUUCCGUAAAGCCAAAUCGAGCGCGGAGUUUGGCACCGAACCACCCACACAAAGAAAACAUUUGCGCGAUGGAAAUUGGUAGUUUUUUGCAUUGUUCUUACUGGCAACCCUUGUAAACGGAAAAGAGUAAAAAAAACUUCUUUUUAUUUUAUGUGCAUUUCUUAAUUGUUAGGGAUUGAAUUAUAGGCAUACCAAUAAAGAAAAACAAACAAAAGAAAACUAACCAACAGAAGAUAGCGAAGAAAACAAAAGCAUAAUAACUACAAACAAAACACUAAGAGUAAGGGCAAAUUAUCGUGUAACGAAAGCGUUAGAUUCUUGUUCUUCUUUUGUUGCAAAUUUUUGUUAAUAAUCUCCGUCACGCAUCGAUUUAACCUUUGUUUUUAGUUGAUAAAUGUUUGAGUCUGUACAGUUUUCAGUUUUUACGAGCGAUUUAGCAGAUAUUUAUUUAAUUUAAUUUUGAAUUAAAUUAUUAGUUGAUUAUCUUAUUCAUUGUUUUUACUUUCUUCCCCUUCUCAUCCCUAACCUUACAUUUUGUUUACUGCAAACACACACGACCACCACCAGCAAUCGUAUCGUCGUGUUAAAAUUUAUCAAUCAAGCAACAACUGCACACACACACACACAAAAACAUACACGGUGAUAAUAUUGCACUUUUUUGUAACGAGACACACACAAAGAUGUAGUGCGCAAAAAAGGUAAACAACCAAUCAUGGAUUUACGCAUAAUUAGAAAUUCAGCAACAUUAGACACGGAUUAAUGUUCACAUAGUUGUACGCACACAAACAUACACAAAAGAAAAAAGCUGCGCGUACAAAGUCAGUUCUAUUUAUUUAACGCAAUGUUCUAGAUUUAAUUUUGUUUUUCUACACAUUCACUGUCGCGCGUGCAAUAUUGAGUGUUUUUUCGAUGCUUUUUCAAGCAGAUAAAAUUUUAGCUUAAAAAUUUCUACGUGAGAAAAACUUAUGACUGUGAACUGUAAAGUACUAAUCAUUUGAAUCAUUGUUGAAACGCGUCCACGUUGAACAUUUCCGAUCCUUGCGUGUUGCGAAAACAAAUUGAAUUUUCGAAAAAAAAAUCAUUUUUCAUCGAGAAAACUGCCUCUUAUCAACACAGUUGCGCUUCCUCGCGCUCUCUCUCUCUGUUUUGUGCGACAUUUUUGCGAACGCAACGAAAGAGAGAGUGAAAGCGGAAAAGUACAAAAACGCACUGUCGCGAGAGAGAGCUUUUUCCUCUUUGCUGCAGAGAUUCUCUCUCACGGUGGGAUCUUUCCAAGCGCAGUUAAAAAUUUCAAAUCGCACACACACUUAUUUAGAAAAAAAAAACAAUGUUACGUGUAAUAACCCUCCUUUCGCUCCGAAUUCCUUCCUGUAAGUAAACUUAGUUAGCUUAAUGUAAAUUUGUUGUUGUGUUUUCUUUUUAUUUCAUCAUUUGCUACAAAUUUUUAACAAUUUUCCUCUCUCGUAUUUGUCGGAAAUUGUUUCCUGGAACAGACCACACUCACACAAGCGCGCGCGCAAGCACGCUCGCACGAUGAGAGAGCGCUGCGUUCAGUCAAAUUCGUACUACCAAGUUUUAGGAAGCCAGUUGUAACGAAACUUUAAGGAAACAACACACACUAGAGAAGCUUAAUUUGUUCCGCAGCGCAAGUAAAUGGAGGAAACCAUUUUAAUGUGUAAUAUUAUUCAUAAUUUUAUACUUAAAGUUUAACAAUACAAAUGCAGGCAAGCAACAUGUGAAUGUAAUUUUCCUUCUCGUGAAGAUGCGGAUGGCAUUAUGUGGAAAAAGUGGGGAAAUUAAAACAGAAAUAAAAUACUGUAAAUAUUUCUUAGUGGUUUGAGCAAAUUUUAUAAAACCAUUCAAGAAAGCUGCGCAAUUUACACUUUUUCAUUUCCGAAUUGUUUUUGGUUACGUGCAAUUUGUACUGUGUUUUAACUACCGUAAAUUGCGCUAUUCAAUUCGCAGCCACGUCUAAAGUAUAAAAAUGAAGAGAAAAAUCGCAGUAAAUUUACUACAAAACUCCAUUACGAUCACACUCACACACAUAUUCAUUCACAGUCACUUUCAUGCUCACUUGAACGCGCACACACACUUUUGCAAGUUGAAGCAAAAUGCAUUAAAAAUUAAGGGAAAAAGUAUUCACACUCACACAACAUUAACGCAUAAAAAAGAAACUCCCUCACAGAAAUUGGAAGGGAAAUAAAAUGAUUCGAGUCAAAAACAUGCAAAAACGUUACAAAAACUCGUUUUGAGCAAACUCAAAUAACAAAAAUAAACAAACGAGGUAGUCAUUAAGACGAACAAUAGCAAAUAUCGACCGGAAAUUUGUUGACAUCUGCUUCUUAAAAAAAAAUCAUAAGAAAAACAAAAAUAUUUAUAGGGAAGUCAUAGAGCAACGAAACAAGCUAAAAGUAAUGGCAAAACAAACAAACUUUUGCUCUAAUUUGUACGACACACACAAACACACGAUGAAAAAUCCUCUCCGCGGUACGUAAAAAUAAUUAAAGAAACAAAACAACAUAGGCUUUAGAUAGUUAGAUAAAGUAAUUUUGAUUGGUCCGAAACAAACACAGCAACAACAACAGUUAAUACAAGAACAACAACCAUGAAAAUCAUGCAAAUAGGCAAAGUUGAAAACGGUUACCAUUAAUUUUACGAUCUUCCAGACACACAAGCACGCACCCUCACAACCACAGACAAAACAAGCAAAAAAACUAAAAACCGAACAUUUUUCUCCAACAGCACAUUUCAGCAAACUUUUAAGAAAAGUAAAACUGCUCGAAGCGACACACUCUCACAUGUGUACAUGAUUAAUUUUGCACAAAAAGGAAACAAUCGCUUGUUCGUGUCUAAAGUAGGCAACUCAAAUGAGAAAAGUGAAACCUAAUUGUGAUUAUUCCCCAAAAAAAACUAACAAACUAAAUUUUUUCAAAAGAGAUCGUGCCAAGAACGUUUGAAAGAAAGAAAAAAUCAGUCGUGAGAUUUUUUGCACGAUUAAAUCCAACAAUCACACACUCACUCACACACACACCGCGCUCAUUCUCGUCGUCAUUGUAUGUGUUUUUUUUCAUUUCGCUCUUGUUCCUCGUCGCAGGUUGAUCUGUGUGUUUUUUCAUCCCCCCGAGUCACGGCGUUGCACUCACUCACUCACCGCACACACUAAUCAUCUUUUUUUUCGAUAGAAAGUUUCUCUCGCGGCUGCAAGUUUGCGCGUUCCCGUUUUAGUCUCUCUCGGACGACAGAAAGCAUGAGAGAGUCUCUCCGCUGAGAGAGUGUAAAACGAAAAGGAGAGAGAAAACGGAGAACGCAUGGAUUUCUCUGCAGAUUCUCGCGGAAGGUUGCAGACUUCUGCAAGCACGAGAGUAAACUUACCAACACAAAUGUCAAAAAUCACGACUUGAACGCGACUUUUUAGUAUUGUGUGCCAUUUUUAAAUUAAUGAACGAAAUCUCCUCUCUUACGCGUUUACUAAACUGAAGUAGAUUGACGAGAAAUCAAUAAAGUAAUGCAGAAACUGGAGCUCGCAUAAAUCUCUGCUAUUAUUGAAGAAGAAAAAAAACAUGAAAACAACAUUUAAAAACUGAAAAAAAUGAGUCAUCAAAUAUAACAAAAGAGGUGAAGUGAAUGCCUUUGUGGUUAAGGAACAAAGAUGGGUCAGUUGCGCAAGACGUGAACCAAAAUAAUCAAAAAAUUGAAAGUUUGUAAAACAUACAUGUAUCUCGCAGGCUAAAAAAUACAUAAACAUUCAAAACCAGCUAACUCGGUUUUGGUAGCUGAACCUGACAUUGACAAAUUUGGGCUUUUCACCAAACCGUUGAUCGCGUUUCGAAUCGUCCUUUUUUGUGACCUAUCAGUUCAUCAACGAGGACGAAUUCUGUACGAAGCAACUUUUUUAAAGUGAAAAAGCCUCAACACCGAUUACUAAAUGAGACCAAGCGAAAGCAAACGUGUGUGCGAGAAGUUCAAAAUCUUAGGGUGAUCCAGGGUCAUUUGACAUACAAAUUUUAUGCCAAUUAUACCCGAAAGUUUGAGGACAAAUCACACACACACACACAUACAGGGUCAACCGUUUCGGUUCGCUGUUCCGUAACCAUUUUCGCCCAAAGGUCACGGAACAGCGAAGCGCUGGCCACCACCAAAUUUCAUAAUUACGACGAUCAAAAGAGAGAAGAAAGAGAGAAAAAAAAACACGCAGCGUUACUUAAAGCUGAUAACUACACGAAAACUGACUAUAGUGAAACAAGAGAGAGAAAACAAAAACACAUUCUUUGAAAAAAUGUGUUGAAAAUAAAAAGAAAAACUCAAAAUACGAGAAGCAUAAGUCUAGUGAUUCAACCUUUACAUUUCACCAUAAUUUAAAACAAAAAAGAAAAAACUAAUAUAAAACUCACUAAGUCACGAGCAAAAAAAAACCCACACACACACAAAAAAGAAGCAUAGAAAAGCUGACCCGAUUGAGUAGGACCCACAACAUCCCUUUUUAUAAGAGAGGGCGAGAAGAAGAAAAAACACACACGCGAGAAAGAGAAAAGUACAUCGUAUUGAAGUAGUUCACCAAAAAGAAAAAAAGGUCAAACCCUACAAUUUCGCACCGCAAGUUCGAAAUCGGAAAAGUUCCACGAAAACGACACCCCCGUGCUGUCUUCGUGAAACUUCUCGCAACCUAUUAACAAAAAAAAAUCACGUUUCUGUUGAGCCAAUACGGAAAUCGUGCCAACAUUUCGACAAAUCUAAACUCGAUUGAACGUACCGUGAUUGCUGGAACGAAAUCGGCGGAAAAAUGCAUAAAAGUUAAUAAUAUUUGAACCCCGGGACUCGUACAUUUUUUCGAAUGUAAACACGGUUGUUUUCUAAAGGCGCGCGUAAUCACAACGUUCAAUCGAGCGAGUUGCGGGACUAUUGCAAGGGAGUUGUUUGGUGUGCGAUACUUCAAGCGCGAGCGUGCUUUGCGUAAGGAGGGAAACGUGUGCGAAAAAAAGGUAGAGAAACUGUAAUUGCUUGAAAAGUACGCGAAUUAGUGGGGGGAAAAAGAAGUGGGAAAACAAACGUAACUGGACCGAAGUGUGUGUAAAAGUGAAAAAGGGUCUCCAUUUUCUAGAAAGAAGCGAGAAAAAAACAAUAUCUAGCUAACUACAUCAACAGCAGAAGAACACAAAGCACACAAACACACACACAUGAAAAAAGAGAGAAUGGAAGCGAAAAAGCGAGAAAGCGCGAGAGAGAGAAAAAGAGAUAGCAUACAGUGUGUAAAAGAUUCUUCAUUGUCCUUUUUAUUGAACUAUAAUAAUAAACAACAUUAAAAAUAAUCUAUGAUAUGGAAAAAAUACAAAACAAAUAUAUAUUUAUGUUUUUAAUUAUAUUUAAACAAAAAAAAUGAGGGAGAAACCAAGUGGAGAAGAAAAAUGAGAAAUGUGGAAGAACAGAAUAAUAUAACUAUAAUGAA
Molecule: messenger RNA, 8197 nt
Organism: Culex quinquefasciatus (southern house mosquito)
Lineage: Eukaryota; Metazoa; Arthropoda; Insecta; Diptera; Culicidae
Gene: Galphaq
Product: guanine nucleotide-binding protein G(q) subunit alpha
Exons: 9
Coding region: 1157-2218 (353 amino acids)
Biological process (GO): adenylate cyclase-modulating G protein-coupled receptor signaling pathway; phospholipase C-activating dopamine receptor signaling pathway
Cellular component (GO): heterotrimeric G-protein complex
Molecular function (GO): G protein-coupled receptor binding; GTPase activity; guanyl nucleotide binding
Source: RefSeq, a predicted model, not a curated record